This is a messenger RNA of Closterium sp. NIES-67, 2808 nucleotides long. The record is from the annotation of a GenBank genome assembly. NCBI's taxonomy places the organism in Eukaryota, Viridiplantae, Streptophyta, Zygnematophyceae, Desmidiales, Closteriaceae.
CAGCCUGGUGUGCCUCUGCCUGCCGUGCCUUAGCCAUCUGUGGCUUAGCGAGAUGCGUAGCAAGCACCGUCCGCCAUAGAGGGAGACUCAUGGCGGACGGCGCCCUUCAGCAGGUAUUACACCACCAAGGGUGUACGUCAACAUUCUUGGUAGAGUUAACUCCCCUGGCGAUACCAUCAACGGUAGUGUUCGGCCUGUCCGAAAGGCCUCUGCGAGUCGUUCACCCCGCCGUGAUUCUCCCCUCACGGCUUCUAACGACGAUGCAGACGAUGGGGGCAGCGACGCGGACGGCUCGGCGUGCAACGCCGCUGACGACGAAGACGAAUGGUGGGCAAGGCCCAUCGGAUCCGACGAUGAAGUAGAAGAAUGGCACGCGGGCAUCGAUGCUGGCGGAGGGGAUGGUGCCGCUACAGGCGACGAGAACGCCUGCGGGGUGGGCGACGAUGCGGCCGACGAGAACGCAUGCGGGGUGGGCGAUGAUGCGGCCGACAAGAACGCGUACUGGGAGGGUGACGAUGCGGGCGAGUAUCCGAGCGGUGAGGAAGGCAACGAUGUGGACUACGACGAGGCUGACGAUGCUGCUGACGACACGAGCGACGAAUCAGGUGACGCUGCUGACGACGACGAUGACUUCGAUGCAGUAGCGGCGUCGGCGGGGCGAUGUCGUAGCGGGGCAAAGCUGCGGAGCUCGAAGCGGAUGGCUGACAAGAUGGAACGCGUCGAGUGCGAUGCCACUAACGACAACUCGACCGAUGAGGCGGGCGGCAUGUCGGACGAGGACAUGUCGAUCCAGAAACGCCGUGUUCUCUUCGAGGUGCAAGGUCGCAAGCGCCAGCUGGACGGUGCUAACAACGACGAACACGGAGGAACAAAGCGAAAGAAACCGACCAAACAGUCCCCAGCAAAGCGUGGACGGCUAUCGAGGGAGGAGAAAGGGAAAGCAAAAUCCCGGGAAGAGCACGGCAUUGGCAAACGCAAGCGAGCCACCGGCAACGACACGCAAAAGUCCGCCAAGCGGAACACCAGCCAUCCGGAAGGCGAUAUGGCCGAGGAGAACUCCGACGACGCCUACGCGGAAGCGGCUGGCCCCAUCCCCGUGUUCUCCGAAGGCAAGAAGCCCAGUGAUCCAAGGACCAAGAACCCCGAUGCGCAACCACCCUCGCCGCGUAGUAAAGCCAACAAGAAGCAGCGACGCAGCUUCAUGGUCGGCGAGAAAGCGCGGUGGGCGCUGCGGUAUCACGAGCUGGGGUCACUCAUGCGGACGGCACAAGAAGCGGGUGUCGGACAGUGCUCCAUCCGCCGCUGGGUGGAGGCAGAUAUGACGGGAAAGUACAAGGGGGCUGCGAAGUGUAGGAAGAGGCUGCAUGGUUCUGGCCGACACGCGCAUCACCCCGAGAUGGAGGAGGCGCUCGCCAAGUAUGUCUGCGAGCAACGGAGUCGGGGCCUGGCGGUCAGCGUCAAUGACAUUCGGGAAUGGAGCCGAAAGUACAUGCGCAGACGCGACCCACGUACCAGGUGGCAAGGGUCGAACCGAUGGAGCCAACAGUUUCGCAAGCGGUGGGGAUUCACACUACGCUGCCGAACGAAGGUUGGGCAGAAGCUCUCUCCAGAAUGCGCCGCGGACUGUGAAGGGUUUUGGAAGUUUGUUCGCAUCAACCAUGCCUGUCAUCAGAUGGACUUACGCCGCAUCAUCAAUGCCGAUCAAACUCCUCUUUUCGUGGAGAUGCCAGCUGGCCGGACGUUGGAGCAGAAGGGGUCCCGUUCGGUGCCGGUGAAGACCGCUGGAUACGAGAAGCAACGCUUGACCGUGAUGCUAGCAUGCACGGCCAGCGGCGACAAGCUCCGGCCGUGGGUAUGGUUCAAGCGCAAGACCAUACCCAAAUGUGAAUGUCCCUCGGGGGUCGAAGUGCAAGCGCAGGAGAACGGCUGGAUGGAUGAGGCAGCCGUCAAGAAGUGGCUGGAGAAAGAGGUUCUCCCCUUUCUCAACCCGAAGCGUGGGGUGCCAGCACGACGUGCCAUGCUUGUGCUAGACUCGUACCGUGGCCAUCUCACCGAUGGGAUGAAGCACGCGUACAGGACGCAUUGCAUCAUCCCUGCCAUCAUUCCGGCUGGGUGCACUCCGCUGAUUCAACCCCUUGAUGUUUCCAUCAACAGGUGUUUUAAAGCGGGGGUGAGGGCAUGCUAUGCAAAGUGGUUUGCAAAGCACGGCAUCAACCUACGCACGGCCAAAGGAAACCUGCGCCGCCCGCCCCACCCCGUGGUACUGAAGUGGAUUGACCAAGCAUGGCGCGAUGUGCCGCGUGACAUCAUCGUGCGAGCAUUCAAGACCUGCGGCAUUUCAAGCUCCAUGGAUGGUACAGACAACUACUUGGUGCUCCAGCACAUGCGUGGGGAGCCAGCUCUCAACGUCUCUGAAGACAUGUCCCUGCAAGGGACGAGUGGUGACAAUGCAGGUUUCGUGGAAGAGCAGGAGGCAGAGGAGGGGGAGGCGGGAGAGGAGGGAGAGGAGGGAGAGGAGGGAGAGGAGGAGGAGGAGGGGGGUGAAGCGCCAGAGCCAGGAGAGGAGGAUCCGUACCCAGAGACUAAGAAGUGCCGUGGCGCAGCAGCAGAAGCCGAGAAGCUGACAGAGCAUGAGAGCACUGCGAGGCAUGCCUGGGGGGUGCUAGAUUACAUCAAGCACCCCCCAGGAGGACCAGUAGAUGAGGAGGAGGGGGGCUGUGAUUUUAGUACUAUGGAGACCCAUGAGGAUUUCUAAGAGACUACUCUUGUCCUAUCUGCAUUGAUGACUGAAUGCAUAGAAUUUUGCCA